Molecule: messenger RNA, 717 nt
Organism: Lemur catta (Ring-tailed lemur)
Lineage: Eukaryota; Metazoa; Chordata; Mammalia; Primates; Lemuridae
Exons: 5
Coding region: 1-630 (209 amino acids)
Source: RefSeq, a predicted model, not a curated record
AUGACAUUUAGAGAACACAGUGUGGGAUCUAGGGGUGCAUGUUCCUACCAGGGAUUCCGGAGGCGACUUAAGCAGGUUCCCGGGGUAGCGCUCCCGCCCUCACCUAUUGUGCCAGCGGAGGAACCGCACGAGUGCGGCAAGGAAGCUCAGCAGCAGUUUUGCUUAGGAGGCACGAGGCAGGAAGGUGGGCGCGCGGGCCCCGGGACAAGGCCGCCCUCGCGGCCGCAGCCCCUGCCCCACCGCUGGGUGGCGCGUGCGAGGCCCCCUCCCUGCCCUUCCCGACACCCCAAAGUAGCGCUGCAAGAAGCUGCAUCUCCUUCCCGGGGUUGGCGCGCCCAGCACCCUCCUGGUCUCAAGGAAGCAGGAAAUAGCUUGAGUCACAAUAAUACACAGGAGCUGCCGCGGAGGCCACUCGCGCCCUCCCGUUCCCGGACAGCCUCUCGCACUCCGGCUCCGGUGAGGCGCCGCCAGCGACGCGCGCGGGCAGCGCAGGGGACACCGGCCCAGCAGCUGGCGCCGCGUCGCCAAGCGCCUCGGAGAGCAGCCCUCGCCCUGCGCCUGGUUUCGCCGGCUGCAGCCGCCACCCUUCUCCAGAGUGCGGAGUACCACAUUAUUAUCAUCUCCCUGUGAGUGGGACUGGCACCCCGGCUGUAGCUCCAGGCAGAAGUACUCCACGAAGCACAGACCUGUGCUGGCAGACAGCACAGGUAUUUACCA